GACAAACGCCCGGACGGUGUACAUAUCACUACCGGGCUCUACCGGGCUGUAAUUAGUACCACCAGUCUAUACACUUCCUGUUUUGGAGAUCGGUCCAGUGUCCUGCCGAAAGAAGUCCAGUCUGUCCUUUCCGUGUCGCUAUUGUUAGUUCACAAGGCCAGUGUUAAUCUGCCCUAGCUGUUACUAUGGCAGAUGGCCGCCCUUCAUCGGAACUGGACUUACACUUACUGGAGUGUCCAAUAUGUCUGGAGCGACUUCGACAACCCAAGUCCUUACCCUGCCUCCACUGCUUCUGUCAGGAAUGCCUCGGGACCUACAUUACCAAGGAGCUAUCUGGAAAAAUGGCGUCGGCAACAUCGUUCCCUUGUCCUGUCUGUAGGAGAAUGGCCCAGCCCGCCAAUCAAACGGAAGCUAAGGACAAAUGGGCAGAACAGUUCCCGACUAAUGCUGUGAUCCAGGACCUUAUCAAGCUUAAGGAACAUUCGUCUGAACCACUGUACUGCAAGCCAUGCCAGACAAGAGGUAACCUGACCAAUCUAGCGAAAUUCUGGUGCAAGUCGAUGGGCGUGAAAUUCUGUGAGACUUGUAAAGUACAAUAUCAUGAUAUCAUGCACAAUGAUUGUGAUAUCUUAGAUAUUACUGGGUACGAUAACAGGAAGACAAAACAGGAAAAGUCAGUCCCUAAAUGUGACCAACACGACGAGAAAUUGAUUUGGUACUGUGAAGACCACAAACGUCUCGGAUGCAACAUAUGUAUGAUCAAAGACCACAGACGUUGUGAUGAGGUGACAACGUCGAUUCAAUAUUUACAGAAGUUAAAAGCUGGGUCACAACUAGAAGAGAUGGAGAUGGCACUGAAGAAAGGAGCACAGGCUAUGACGUCAUUGGUGAAGGAUUUUGACGAGCAGCUCCAAACCAUGGUCCAAAAUCAGGAAAUCGCACUGAAAAGCAUCAAAGAUCUACGCCAAAGUGUCGAAGAACAGCUGAACAAACUUCAGAAGGACGUCACUGAUAGGUUAAUUACAUUGUUUAAAGAGGAGAAGGGGAAUAUGGAGGCGUCGUCACGACAGUGUGAACGUCUGGUGAACAGUAUGUUAAAUACCAUGAGGUUAUCCGUUACCGCCGCAGAGGGGAACGACACUAUUGAGGCGAUAGUGUUGUAUCAGAGAGGACAGGCAGAAGUGGAGUCGUGUAAGGCCCUGGUCACGGAAAUGAACAAGUCCUUCACGUCCGUCAGCAUUAAACAUCAGAUUGUUCCCAGACUGGUGACCCUUGGUGAUGAUGCGAUAGGGAAGAUCGUAAUCGAGAGACAACGGCGAUGUCUUCCUGGUGAUCUUGAUUACCUGUCCGUACCUUUGUCAGAGCGUCGUGUGAAAGAAAUAGGAAAGUUUACCGUAAAGAAUCCGUCUGAUAAAUCUAAUUGUUUGAUACGUGGGGUUGUGUAUCUUCCAAAUGAACAGAUAGUAGUUAGUGAUAGCAACAACAAGAAGCUGAAGCUGUUUACAGACAAAGGACAGUACCUGGACAGUACCUGGACGAGCUGAACAUUCGGGGAGAUCUCUGGGAUCUGUGUCUGGUGAACAACAAUACCGUGGCGGUCGCUGUCACCAGUCCUGGUGGUGUCCGUGUCGUGAAAGUUGAGGACUCAAAAUUCUCCCUGUCGUCCGAGAUCAACAUGACUAAUGUUAAACACUGUUUUGGUAUAACACAUAGAGACGGGAAGUUUAUCGUGGGUACACGUGGAGGAGAGGUAUACAGUGUGACACAGGACGGAACAGCCGAGUUGUUAUAUAAGUAUAAUAAUAACUGCUGGUCCCUCACACAAGAUCCAGUAAAGGGAGACACACUCGUCAGUGUCUAUACCAACACUACGGGGGACGUCGCGGUGUCUAGACUGUCGGCUGACAAACGUCACACGGAUGUGAUGAAGUUUGGUGUCGUGAAGGGUGCUGAAGGAAUAGACGUGGACAGGGAGGGUAACAUCUACGUGUGUGGUUAUAGUUCACACAACGUCGUACAGAUGUCUGGGGACGGGACACACGUCAGGGAACUGCUGAAGUCAUCAGAUGGAAUGAAAAAUCCACGGGCAAUAGCUGUUCGUGGUGACACGUUUGUGGUUACUUCUGAUUCUACAGACCAAAACAGUUAUAUUCUUAUCUGUCAACUCUACUAAUUAUUGAGCAGAUGAACACAUGGAUUGGUUGAUCACGUGAUAUGUAUAUGUACCAGAAUAGUACCACAAACACUCAAUACAAAUAAUUCAACAGUACAGUCACUAUGGUUGUGUACAAUGCAUUUUCUGAACUAAACAUAUAUUUGCUUUCAUACCGGAUAUUCCGUUGAUUUUUAUCACAUAGGAAAAUAAGACUUAUUUUCUGUUAAAAACAAUGAUUACCCAUGAAAGUGUGACAUCAUGAUAUCUGAUUUAUUAUUAUUUUUUGGUUUUGUUUGUAAUUGAUGAAAACAUGACUUAAUGAAAACUAUCACUUUGUUGAAAUUUCUGUGUUCCUGCCCGAAUACCAUAAUUGUGUAGGAAUGGAGUUUUACUGAAAAUUGUAAAAUCGUUAUUAUAUUUACCUGCCUGGUAGAAAAACAAUAUGAA
Messenger RNA from Mizuhopecten yessoensis (Yesso scallop), 2602 nucleotides. RefSeq names its product E3 ubiquitin-protein ligase TRIM56-like. Bases 186 to 1544 code for a protein of 452 amino acids. Gene Ontology annotation, cellular component: nucleoplasm; chromatin. Gene Ontology annotation, biological process: positive regulation of DNA-templated transcription. The record is from RefSeq and is a predicted model, not a curated record. Gene Ontology annotation, molecular function: ubiquitin-protein transferase activity; zinc ion binding. The transcript is spliced from 2 exons. NCBI's taxonomy places the organism in Eukaryota, Metazoa, Mollusca, Bivalvia, Pectinida, Pectinidae.